AUGGAAGAACCGUCGGGCAUUGCGGCGCACGACGGUAAGCGCCCUGACGGGUGUACCUUGAUUCUUUGGAGAGCCGGCAGGUGCUUGGCGUGGGACGUUACUGUUCCGGGCACCUUUGCUGAGCGCUACGUGCAGCUUACUAGCAAAGAAAGCGGUUUGGCUGCAACCAGGGCAUCUGACGAGAAGAUCAAGAAGUAUGACGGAUCUCUCCCCUCGAUGGAGUUUUUACCGAUUUGUAUCGAGGUGCUCGGCCCCAUGGACCGUAACACCUCCGGGUUUUUCAAUCGGAUUUGUAAACAUAUCAGUAUUAGGUCAGGCGAUAGUAGGGAAUAUUUUUUCGCUAUGAAUAAUAUUUCGAGCAUUCUGCAGCGGUUUUUGCGCGUCUGCGUGUUGCAAAAUAUGGAGUUGAAUGCCGACGGGGUUGAGUGA
This is a messenger RNA of Helobdella robusta, 429 nucleotides long. RefSeq lists its product as hypothetical. The transcript is spliced from 2 exons. NCBI's taxonomy places the organism in Eukaryota, Metazoa, Annelida, Clitellata, Rhynchobdellida, Glossiphoniidae. The coding region runs from base 1 to 429 and encodes 142 amino acids. The record is from RefSeq and is a predicted model, not a curated record.